GACAGUACUAGUGAAAGCUCAGGUGACGAAUCCUGUUGCGAGGCCGAGUCUAGGCAAUGGAUCAAUAGCACAUUGCUUAAUGACCCCAGGAUUCAACUUGCGAGACAGCAUUUACUACCAGUGGCUCGUGCACAGCUUGACAGAUUCUUCUCGGAAGCGAUAUACACCGAGCCACCGCACCACGAACAGAUACAACAAGAGCCCAGAAUUGAAUACAAUUGGGUGCCUCCAACGGACUUCAAUACAAGUUGCGAUAACCAGGGUCGCGCUAGUGACGAUUCCUUUGUUGUUAUACCACCAGUAGGAAGUCACUUCCGCUACCGAUGUCCCUUUCACGCUUCGAACCCAAAGAAAUAUCCUGUCUGUCUGAUUCAUCACGAACUGUAUUCUGUUGAGAGUGUGAUAAAUCAUGUCAAACGGCAUCACGCUCGGCCACCUUACUGCCCAAGGUGCUCAAAUACCUUUGAGACUGUGUCGAAAUGCGACAGGCAUAUCUUGGAGAGAAGAUGCAGAACCAAGUCUCUCAAAAUACCAGACGGUGUCAAUUUCUACCAGACAAACAGACUUUCGAAGAAAGACAAUACCCAACUAUCUAGCAAACGGCGCUGGGAGCGUAUAUACAAGAUAGUCUUCCCAGUGGCUGAAAGUUGUCCCUCGCCAUAUUUGGAUAGUGGGGUUGGGCUGGCUGUGUCGAUGGCACGAGACUUUUGGAGAGAACAAGGAAGAGAGGUGGUAUCUGAGUUCUUGGCGGGUCAGAAUUGGCUGUCAUUCGGCCUAGGAGAUGAUGCACAUGCU
Molecule: messenger RNA, 795 nt
Organism: Fusarium oxysporum Fo47
Lineage: Eukaryota; Fungi; Ascomycota; Sordariomycetes; Hypocreales; Nectriaceae
Exons: 1
Source: RefSeq, a predicted model, not a curated record